CAAAGCAGUUUGUCUUUCAGAAGAAAGUCAUACCAACGUUAAAAAUGUUUCUUCUGACAGUAUUAGCAUGCAUUACACUCUCCCAGGCCAGUCAAUUACUUUAUGGUGCUUAUCCUUACGCUCGUCCUUACCGAGCCGGAUACUACGUCAGGGAACCUCAUCGUCACGAACAUGCUGAAGUAGUUAGAGAUCACGGUGGUGCUGUUGCAGGUCGAUACGGUUACCUCGAUGCCAGGGGAAUCGGACGACAGGUACACUACGUCGCUGACCACGCCGGGCUUAGGGCUAAAUUACACACCAAUGAACCAGCAGUCGUCCACAAUGCACCACUCGCAGCUGGUAUUGUCUCUGAUGGUCUUCUCGCUCGUGGUGUAGCUGCUGCAGUUCCUUCCUAUAAUCCAGCCCUCGGUUACGAUUAUGGAUUGAAUCCAUAUGGUUUGGCAUACAACAGAUUGGGUCUUGGAUAUGGCUAUGGAAGUGCUUUGGGAUACACUGGUCUUCUGGGCAGCUAUCCAAGUCUCUAUGCUUAAUUUUUUUAAAUUUCUAAUCAAAACGAAUUUGACCGCACCAAUUGAAAAUUUGAUGAUUGUAUUUUUGAAUAUAAAUUUCAUUGGAUUUUUGACUUUCUUGAAAUAUUUUCCCACCAUUCAUGUAAAAAUGUUCUUUACCAAAUUGAAUG
This is a messenger RNA of Argiope bruennichi, 679 nucleotides long. RefSeq names its product adult-specific rigid cuticular protein 15.7-like. The transcript is spliced from 3 exons. Lineage: Eukaryota; Metazoa; Arthropoda; Arachnida; Araneae; Araneidae. The record is from RefSeq and is a predicted model, not a curated record. Bases 45 to 530 code for a protein of 161 amino acids.